Messenger RNA from Suhomyces tanzawaensis NRRL Y-17324, 1020 nucleotides. Its product is annotated as Signal recognition particle receptor subunit beta. The record is from RefSeq and is a predicted model, not a curated record. NCBI's taxonomy places the organism in Eukaryota, Fungi, Ascomycota, Pichiomycetes, Serinales, Debaryomycetaceae. The coding region runs from base 73 to 909 and encodes 278 amino acids. The transcript has a single exon.
UGGUAUUCAGCCGUUUCCAUUAUAAGGUAAUAUCAAACUGGAUAUUGUGAUAUAGCCCUAUAGUUGUACAUCAUGGACUUUGUACAGAAAUUACUAUUAACAGUAAUUGCGGCCUUGGUGAUAGCGUUAGCGUCAUUUGCAUUACAGAGUGGUCAAAUCAAGGUCUCCAACAAGAAUGCUUCACCACACCACAAACCAAGUUUUGUGAUCUUGGGUAAUAACGGGUCAGGAAAGACUGGCCUCUACUACAGAUUAAUCGAGGACUCACAGGGUGAGAACAACACACCAAUAACCAACACAGUUUCGUCGAUAGAGCCAAACUUCACCGAGAUCUCCCUUCCUUUCUCCAGUGACAGUAUCAGCAAGAAGUACCAGUUAGUGGACUAUCCUGGACACCUCAAGUACCACCAGCUCCUCAACAAGUUGCUUUUGGAAGACAUAACUUUGGGCAAGAUCAGUGGUAUUGCGUAUGUCAUCGACUCUUCAUCAGCACAGUUCAACGCUAAUGUAGAGCUUAUCUCCAAGUUCUUGUUCAACUUGUUUUCCGUCACCGAAAGAAAGACCAACGGGAUCGACGUUUUGUUCGUAGUGAACAAAACCGACUUGUUUGACUCGACCCCUGUCCACAGAAUCAGAACUAUCUUAGAAACCGAAAUCAACAAGUUGAUCCAAAACGAGUUGAGUACCGUCGAUAAGAAUUCUGGUAUCGAUAAGGAUGACGAUGAAGAGGAACAAGGCAUCGUUGGACACGAGACAUUGAGAGAAUUUUGGCUCGGUGUUUUAUCAUCAGCCAACAGCAAGUUUACUUUCGAUAAGUUGGAGGGAAGCAUGGACUUCAUUGGAGGUAGCGUUUUGAAGAAUAAGGUUGAAGGGUGGGAGAACUGGAUCGAUGAGAAGGUGGUCAACUAAGUUGACCCUACAUCAAUCCAAGAAUUAUUUAGCAUAUUUGCAUCAUUCUUAAUGUAUUUAUAGGUUCUAGUUUUCAUUUACAAUCACCUACAUGGAUUAUAGGGCCAUAUA